Molecule: messenger RNA, 1793 nt
Organism: Ananas comosus (pineapple)
Lineage: Eukaryota; Viridiplantae; Streptophyta; Magnoliopsida; Poales; Bromeliaceae
Product: 26S proteasome non-ATPase regulatory subunit 12 homolog A-like
Exons: 11
Coding region: 159-1481 (440 amino acids)
Cellular component (GO): cytoplasm; proteasome regulatory particle, lid subcomplex; nuclear proteasome complex
Source: RefSeq, a predicted model, not a curated record
GCCGAAUACGGGUCGGAAAUAAUAUAUAUUCGAUCCGAUCGAGAGAGCGGCGUCGUUGCGCACUUGCCCUCACUCACCACCACCGGAGCGCUCCUCCUCCGCAGCCUCCUUUGUACCCUCGUCUAGGGUUUCCUCUCCUCUCCCUGCGAUUUCCCACCAUGGAGGAGAAUCUUGAUGCGGCAAUAGAGUCUCUUCUGAAUGUGGAGAAGCAAAUGAGGCUGGCCGGAGAUGUUGCGGGAACUAAGAAAGCAGUUAUUGACAUUUUGGAGCUUUGUUACAAUGCGCGUGCUUGGAAGACCUUGAAUGAUCAAAUUGUUCUUCUGUCGAAGAGAAGGGGCCAACUUAAGCAGGCAGUAACUGCUAUGGUACAGAAAGCAAUGCAGUACAUUGAUGAGACACCUGAUUUGGAAACACGCAUCGAACUGAUAAAAACACUGAACAGUGUCUCUGCUGGGAAGAUAUAUGUUGAGAUAGAGAGGGCACGUCUGAUCAGAAAACUUGCAAAGAUUAAGGAAGAACAGGGACUCAUUGCCGAGGCUGCUGAUUUGAUGCAAGAAAUUGCUGUGGAAACUUUUGGAGCAAUGGCAAAAACCGAGAAGAUAGCUUUUAUUCUGGAACAAGUUCGUUUGUGCUUAGAUCGCCAAGACUAUGUCCGAGCACAGAUUUUGUCUAGAAAAAUUAGCCCGAGGGUUUUUGAUGCAGAUUCUUCCAAAGAAAAGAAAAAGCCAAAAGAAGGUGAUAAUGUUGUUGAAGAGGCGCCGGCAGACAUACCUUCUCUGUUAGAGUUGAAGCGCAUCUACUAUGAACUACUGAUUCGCUAUCAUUAUCAUAACAAUGAUUACCUGGAGAUCUGCCGGUGUUACAAGGCAAUAUAUGAUAUUCCAUCCGUGAAAGCUGACCCAGCACACUGGAUACCAGUGCUCAGAAAGAUCUGCUGGUAUCUAGUGCUGUCACCACAUGACCCAAUGCAAUCAAGCCUUCUGAAUGCUACUUUGGAAGAUAAAAAUCUUUCGGAAAUCCCUAAUUUCCGUCUACUGUUAAAGCAGCUGGUUACCAUGGAGGUGAUUCAGUGGACAAGUCUUUGGGAAACGUACAAGGAUGAGUUUGAGAACGAGAAGAAUUUGCUUGGGGGGUCUUUGGGUACGAAGGCAGCAGAAGAUUUGAAAUUGAGGAUCAUUGAACAUAAUAUCUUGGUGGUUUCGAGGUACUAUUCAAGGAUUACCUUAAAGAGGCUUGCUGAUCUAUUGUGCCUCAGUUUAGAGGAAGCGGAGAAGCACUUAUCCGACAUGGUGGUCUCAAAAUCAUUGGUAGCAAAAGUCGACAGGCCCAUGGGAGUCGCCUGCUUUCAAACAGCAAAAGACAGUAACGAAGUGCUCAACUCCUGGGCGACGAACCUGGAGAAGCUUCUCGACCUCGUCGAGAAGAGCUGCCACCAAAUACACAAGGAGGUUAUGGUUCAUAAAGCUACCCUAAACGCUUGAAUAGCUAUAAUUUAAUUAGCUAUUCUUCGUUAAUCUGUGAACUGAAGCUUGAAGUUACAAUUUUUUUUUUCAAGCGAGGAUAAGCCUUUCUUUGAUUUGGCAUAGCUCGGUCAGAAUUUAAUGCAUGCAGAAGCUGAAAAACAAGCUAUUACGGCAUUGUUAUGACUAGCUGUAUGGUAUUUUGGAUCUGUUCAUCCUAGAUUACAAAUCUUUGAUUUUGCAGCUCUGUUAUUUUCUACUUUUGCAAGAAUCCGAACAACUGUGCCAUGCUUUAUCUUCUAUGGAGCUAUUGAGAUUCAUAUUCUCUUUCCA